This is a messenger RNA of Lates calcarifer (barramundi perch), 1183 nucleotides long. RefSeq names its product uroporphyrinogen III synthase (gene uros). Gene Ontology annotation, molecular function: uroporphyrinogen-III synthase activity. Lineage: Eukaryota; Metazoa; Chordata; Actinopteri; Centropomidae. The transcript has 10 exons. Gene Ontology annotation, biological process: uroporphyrinogen III biosynthetic process. The record is from RefSeq and is a predicted model, not a curated record. The coding region runs from base 159 to 944 and encodes 261 amino acids.
CCAGUGUUAUGCCCCCCCUUCUUGACUGGGGCUGAAGUUGUUAUGCGCUCAGCUGUAUGACCAGCUCAAGGUAUAUGAAUUUUGUGUAAUAUUUUGUCUUUUUACACCAUCUAUCCAAGGAUAUAUCAUUGUAUCACACGAGCAAGGUCAUUAUCAAGAUGCAUGUACUGCUUCUCAAAGAACCAAGAGAUGGAGAGUCUGGACCUGAUCCUUACAUCAAGGAGCUGGCGUCACAUGGUCACAAAGCAACCCUAAUUCCUGUACUGUCUUUUAAGUUUGUCUCAUUAAACACAUUGUCAGAUAAGCUUUUCCAGCCAGAAAAACACAGAGGUCUUAUAUUUACUAGUCCAAGAGCAGUGGAGGCUGUGAAGAUGUGCUUAGAAGCAGAAGAAAGAAGGGAAGAGUGGAACAGCUCUGUGAAGGACAAAUGGAACGCUAAGUCCAUUUAUGUGGUUGGGAAGGCAACUGCUGCAUUAGUACGAAAUCUGGGUCUAGACCCUGUGGGUGAAGACACAGGGACAGCAGAGGUCUUAUCACGUGUUAUCAUUGAACGAGAGGACACAAAUAUUCCACCACUUUUCUUCCCCUGUGGCUCAAUCAAAAGAGAAGUCUUGCCCACGGCUUUAAGGGAAAAUGGAGUGCCCCUAGAGACGCUGACUGUCUAUCAAACGGCUGAACAUCCAGAUCUGGAAAAAAAUCUUAAGAACUAUUUCACAGAGCAGGGUAUUCCAGCAAGCAUAGCUUUCUUUAGUCCAUCAGGAGUGAAGUUUUGCCUAGAAGUAGUACGAAGGCUGUCAGGUGAACAACUCACUCAAAUAAAGUUUGCAGCCAUAGGGCCUACUACACAAGAUGCAAUGACAGCAGAAGGCCUGUGUGUCAGCGGCACUGCAGAAAAACCAACAGCUGAACACCUGGCAGCAGCGAUAGCCAAAGCUCUGCAGUAACCAGCCACCACCACUCUAAGUCCUUCCACUCUAUCUUUUCUCUUUGUAUAUUGUAUCUGUCAGGUGGACACCCCACACGUCCAAAAGAAAAAGAAAAGAAGCCUGUGUCUUUAAAAUAAUUGCUCAACGCAUCUUUAGAAGUUGGUAUCGUCUAAAUAGUUGUAAAACCAACAGAAAGGUGACCAAUAGGGACAGAAAUAUACAUGAUGAAACAUGAAAUACAAGAUCUCUUCCUGACA